AUGGCUUCCGGGUACGAGCGUGGCCAUUUCGCCCCCCCAACCGGCCAGGAAAUUGGAUUUGUUUAUGAUCCUCCCCUUGAGGGACCUGAAAGUGAGGCACAUGGAAUGAGUUUCGAUACCGCGUUCCUUGGCAACCGGUCCGAGGAGCUACGCAAUGGAAACAUGAUCGUACGCACUUCUGGCUGGGGAGGUAGCCCAGGUGGCUAUCGCUUGGCUUUCUACCGUGUCGAGGUCAAUGGGUCUGAAACAUUACUCACGAACGAAUAUGCACCGCUCAAAUCAAUCAAUCCACGCUAUUAUUCCUGGAACGGACCGGGGGGUGAAUUUGCGGCUGAGUUCUCUUUCAGCGCGACUCCUGAUGAGCAGAUCUAUGGAACAGGCACCCAGCAAGAUCACCUUGUCAAUAAAAAGGGCAUGGUAAUUGACCUAGUCAACUUCAACACUCACAUUCCCACUCCGAUGUUUAUGAGUAACAAGGGCUACGGUUUUGUGUGGAACAUGGCCUCGACGGGUCGUAUGGAGUUCGGACAGCUACGCAAUAGAUUCACCACGGACUCUGCUACUGCGGUUGACUAUUUCAUUGUCGCCGCAGCACCGGGUGACUACGAUACACUCCAACGACGCCUGUCGGCCCUCACUGGUCGUGCACCCAAACCACCAAGCUGGUCACUGGGCUAUAUACAAUCCAAAUUGCGGUAUGAAAACCAGACUGAGGUGGUUCAACUAGCCGAGCAGUUCCAUAAAAGACAAAUCCCAGUCUCCUUGAUCGUUAUCGACUACCAGUCCUGGGCUCACCAGGGGGACUGGGGUCUUGAUCCAAGGCUGUGGCCACGUGUUGAUGAAAUGGCACAGAAGGUGAAGGAACUGACCAAUGCGGAGAUGAUGGCAUCUCUUUGGCCGAGCGUGGCAGAUGAUAGUGUCAACUAUCUCGAAAUGAUGGCUCAAGGAUACCUCUCUGCCACUCGGUCGGGUCCAGGGACAACCGACUCGUGGAAUGGAUCCUAUAUUCGCAAUUACGACUCUACAAACCCAGGCGCUCGGCAGUUUCUAUGGAAAACUCUGAAGCAGAACUACUUUGACAAAGGGAUCAAGAACUUUUGGAUUGAUCAAGCUGAUGGUGGGGCACUUGGUGAGGCAUACCAAAAUAACGGGCAGAGCGAUUACAUUGAAUCGAUCCCCUUCCCGAUGCCAAAUGCCUUGUAUGCUGCAGGGACUCAAAGCAGCAUUGGGAAACUCUAUCCCUGGGCCCAUCAACAGGCUAUCGAAGAAGGGUUCCGUAAUGAAUCCUCAACGGAGAUAGGAAGCCCUUGUGACUAUUUAUCUCUCAGUCGCUCCGGUUAUAUUGGAUCCCAGAGAUUCUGCAGUAUGAUUUGGUCUGGUGACACGACAGCGGUCUGGGAAACCCUCGGUGCCCAGAUUGCCAGUGGUCUCUCUGCCGCUGCCACUGGCUGGGGCUGGUGGACUCUAGAUGCCGGUGGCUUCCAGGCUGAUCCCACCGUCUCAUGGAGUGCCAAUAUUGACCGUCCGGAGUAUCGUGAGCUUUAUGUCCGAUGGCUUCAAUGGACUACUUUCCUGCCUUUCAUGCGCACCCACGGGUCUCGCGCUUGCGAUGUACAGAGUGGCUAUACGUGCGACAAUGAGCCAUGGUCCUACGGAGAAACAAACACGCCCAUCAUCGUGUCAUACAUUCAUCUCCGCUACCAGCUAGCUGAAUAUGUUCAGGAACUCUUCUCUCAACUCCAUCACACCGGCCGCAUGAUUCUUCGGCCACUUUACAUGGACUUUCAGACUUCAGAUGCUCAAGUAGCCGAGUGGACGCGGCAGAACCACAAUGUGACCACACAGCAAUACAUGUUUGGACCGCGACUCCUCGUCACGCCCGUCACGCUUCCUAAUAUGACUGAGUGGCCUGUAUAUCUGCCUCGGACUGCUGGGAAUAAUACAAGGCCCUGGACUUAUUGGUGGACAAACGAGACCUAUUCCGGUGGUCAGAUGGUGACCGUCCCUGCUCCAGUUGAGCAUAUUCCACUGUUCCACCUGGGAUCGCGAACAGAUAUUUUGAGUGGAAAAGUCUUUGAAUGA
This is a messenger RNA of Penicillium waksmanii, 2082 nucleotides long. RefSeq lists its product as uncharacterized. Lineage: Eukaryota; Fungi; Ascomycota; Eurotiomycetes; Eurotiales; Aspergillaceae. Gene Ontology annotation, biological process: carbohydrate metabolic process. The record is from RefSeq and is a predicted model, not a curated record. The transcript has a single exon. Gene Ontology annotation, molecular function: hydrolase activity, hydrolyzing O-glycosyl compounds; carbohydrate binding. The coding region runs from base 1 to 2082 and encodes 693 amino acids.